Messenger RNA from Spirodela intermedia, 10579 nucleotides. Lineage: Eukaryota; Viridiplantae; Streptophyta; Magnoliopsida; Alismatales; Araceae. The record is from the annotation of a GenBank genome assembly.
AUGGCGUCUGCAGCUCUGCGGAGGAGGGCAUUCGGGGGCCUUCACGGCGUCGGAUCCUCUCUCUUUCACUCGGUUGCAUCUCCGACCUAUGGCGCCAUCGCGAAGGUUGUCUUGUGCUUCUGUUUUCCUCUUUUGCUGGGAUCAUCCACCCUUUCAAGUGCGUUCGGGUAUCGCUUUUCGGCUUGGUGGGUGACACGACAUUAGUAGGAUUGUUGCUGGGCAAUCAAGUUUUCAUGCCGCUCGUUUGUGUGUUCGUGUGUUCACGUUAUUAUCGUUCUCAAGACCUCGCCGAUUCUUAUCUUUCCUGCCCGAUUGUAUUUGAUUCAAAAUGUAUUUGUUUAUAGGAACCGUAUGGCUGUGGUUCCAGUUUUUCCCUCUUGUCCCUGUUGCGACGUGGAUUAUUUCGCCAUUUAUCAACUACUACGUCAAGUGGAACAGAAGCAGCAUCUGUAGUACUACCAGCUACGACCAGUGAGCCGGUUGUUUCUGUCGAUUGGCUCCAUGGUUCUCUCAGGGAACCUGAUCUCAAGGUGAGAUCCCUUUCCGUACCGGUAAUGCCUUGUAUUGUCGGGUGUUGCCCCCAAAACCCUCCGCCCCCGUACCAGUCAGUCUGGAAAAUAGUUGCCAGUAAAAUGAUUAAACACGUACUUUACUGUCAAAUAUAUUCUCCUUUUUUGUCAAUCUCCCUAUAUUUGCACGCCAUGGGAGAAAUAAACCAAUGUAUCAAAAAUGACCUUCAUCGCAAAUGAGUUACCUGAUGCAUCCACUAAACUUUGCCACCUCAACGUGUGGUUUAACAUUUUCUAUUUUUCGAAACAUCUAUAUCCAGUCGAGUCUAACCCGAUCCCAUUUUUUUAAUAUUUUUCUCUAGUCCUUAAGUGUCUUCACAAUUGCACAUUAUUUGUUGCUGCUACUGUAGCUCGCCCGUCUGCCUCAUUAUCAUCAUCUUGAUCCACUUUCUCUGUCGACUUUAGCUGCUUCCACUGUCUUUUUCAGUAUUUUUUUUUUAGACCCAUACAGUUUUUCAAGUCUUCAGUGGGAUAUUUUAGUCGUAGUUUUCUCUUAGCUAGUGCAUCUCUUCACUGGUCACUGUGUCAAUGAAUUUUAUCUCGACAUGCAUAGAUUAUCUUUAGCUAUUCAUGAUACAUAACCUUUUGAGAAAAAAAUUCAUUUGAAAGUAGAAUGUGGCGAAUCCAGUGAUUGAGUAUUUAUUUAUCAUUAUAGGUCAACGACAUUGUCUGUUUGAACCUGUAAUUUGUUGGUGUACCUAGUCUCCCCGUUGGUUAAAUAGUUUUUGGUGGUUUUUCUUAUUCCUCAAUAUUCGAAUAAGUUCUCCAAGUUAGAUUUGAUCCUUUCCUCGCUAAUAUGCAUAUCUUUUGUUUUAUUCUCUAUUCAGGUAUUGGAUGCAUCUUGGUACUUGCCGAAUGAGCAACGAAAUCCGCUCCAAGAGUACCAAGUAUGCAAUCUUACUAUAUUCUUCAUUUUUAAAUUUUCAGUUGUGUUGACGUUAUGCCCUGUCUGUUUUGAAAAAAAUAAUUGAUAUAUUUUUUUCAUGUCAUGCGUUGUUAAUGUUCAACGUAUCCUUCCUACAUUCUGCAAACAGAUCAUUUUCUUGUUUCAGUCUGCUCAAGAUCCUUACGUUUACUGAGUAGUUUUUUAAUCCUGCCCUUUUGUGUUCCCUAUCUUCUCCUUUAUUGUUUCAAUAAGUACUAAAAUCCCUUUUUGCAUAUUGUUGUUUAGGAUCCUUGUAUCCCAAAAAGGUAUCGUGAAGUUACUUUUCAGUAAAAUAAAUGUGGAGCUUUAUCUCUUUUUUAUUUAUAAAAAUAAUGAGUUAAUUCUAUCCAUAAAAUUUGAAUGUUUAUAUUGUACGUUUCCAUUAAAAACUAAAAACUGUAUCCAAAUUUUUGCUUCUAGUUAAAACUAUCUCCCAAAUAGGAUGGGAUGAUAAAUGUUUAAUGCUUCUAAUUUACCAUUGUAUUUUGCUCCCCAACUAUGUUUCUUUCCGGUGUCACUUUGGUAUGGCGAUGGUAUAUUUCUAAAGCUUGUGUAACAUGGCUGAACCAACAAUUGUGUUCCUCAGAAAAACGAUAGCAUGAUUUUCUUUUUUCCUGAGAUGGUGGAAAACAUUUUUCUUGUCCUGGGAAUGUACACUUUUUUUUCAUUCGGCUGUUUCAGGUGAACUUCUCUUUCUGCAAAAUGUUGGACCACAUUACUCGUUGAUGAUAUUAUCCGUGCGAUCUUUAAAAUUUAUCUGUUUAAUAAUAUAAUGUUCGUUUAAUAUGCGAAGUAAAAUCGAAUAACGAAAUUUUAUGGGGUGCAUUGUUGUAUAUAUGUUCUAUUACUUGCUAAUAAAAUAUCUGAGGCCACUGUGCUGAUAGAGUUUGAACUGGAACAUUUUUAAUAAAGAUGGUCGAUUUAGAUGUCUAGCUGUUGUGGAUUGAAUAUUUCUGUAAAUACACUUGAAUUAUUAUGAACUCAAUUUCCCUUUACUAUGGAACUCCCUGCAGGUGGCUCAUAUUCCUGGCGCGCUUUUCUUUGAUAUCGACGGGAUAUCAGACAAGAAUAGUAAUGUGAGCUAGAAUUUUAUGGAGACCUUCAGUCAUGCUCUUUACAUCAAUACUGGUGCUAUGUCUCCUUACUGUAUUCGUAUCUAGGCUUUCAGGGGGUGCGGUGACUUCAAUGUCUCAAAUAGCUCUAAAUAGGUGUAUUAUUUGCUCAUAUAUUUACACAUAUUGAUGCUACCUCUUUACUUGACAAAAUCAGACUGAAUCUGAACUCAGCUAGAUGAUGGUCAUUACAGUUGUCAACUAUAUCCUUUACACGCCAGUGUUAGGAACAUGGGUAGUUAAGGACAUGAGAUAAUCCAUCCACCAGAUUCCAGGUAAUGGUCAAUCGAAAGACUUAUGGUACUAGUUUGGUGAUUGUAAACCAUUUUCUCGGUAGAGCAGUUUAGGUUCACGUGUUGGUUGAGAAACUGUUAAAAAUUCUUUUAGAUUUUAGGAAAUCCUUCUCUUCUCUGGAAGGAAUUGGGCCAAAACUUUUUAGGAAGUCCUUUAGUCUGAUGUGAUUUUAGCCUAUCAACGUUUGCAUUCAUUUCUUAUUUUCUUGAAGCAACCCCCUUUAUUUAUUUGUGAUCUGAGGUUUAUUCUCCUGACAAUGGUUUUUCAUGACUAAUUUUGGAUUGAAAACUUCCUGGUGAAUGAACGUCGUUGAUUCUGUGAUUUUAGUUUACGAUCUAUCAAAAUUGUGAGUGUUGCCGUCAUGAUCCUUUCUGUUAGUCUGACCCCUGCAGAGGCAUAGUGGGAUAAUGUGCCAACUUUUUUAUCUAGGUUAGAUUGUUCCAUAUUUUACUUUUAUUCCAUUUAUAUUUUUCUUAAUUACUGGUUCUCUUACAGCUUAGUUCUAGUACAUUAAAUACAUGAUAUUUGAAACCAUACGAGUAAAGGUCCUCAGCAUUUGGUUCCUUAAAAGAUGGCAUAAUCAUGCCUAUAGAACGGGGAGAUAGAGGUGGAUGAGUCUUCCUUCUUACUAAUAUAGCUCUACAUGCAGAAAAGUUUAAGUGGAAGAUCUCCACACAGAGCCAUCGUAUUUGAUUGAAUGAGACCAAGAGCUUUAUGCUUUUCAACGGUUCCUUGUUAGUGACCUUUUGCUGUCAUAAAAAAGUCAUUAUGAUUUUAUUUAGGUUGGGAAUCAAACAGAAUCGAAGAAGCUGCCUGAAUGAAAUUCUUUUCCAGUAGGCUAGUUGAAAAGUGACAGAUAUUCUUCUGUUUUAUUUACAGACAUUUAUUGCUUUUUGACUACUGGAGAUUACAAUAAAAAGUCCCCCCCCCCCAAAGCUAAUAUAGACAAUAGUUUUUUUAAUGAUCAUUGUAUUAAAGGUUGUGCCAAACUUCUUUGUAGUUUUUCCAGGGGUUCAUAUCCUGUGGUUGGAUAAUUAUAUUAUCGUCAACAUCUUGUCAAAAUUGUGGUUAAAUUAAACUUUUUUGGUGCUCCCUUCUUAAUGUAGCUGCUCCAAUAAUCACUCUUGUUUACAUGAUCUGGUUGAACAACAAACUAGGGGACGGAACUUUAAGACAAAAUAAAAGUGUAUUCGAAAAUCGAUUCUAUAACAUUUCAUGCAGAGGUCGCUGGAGCAUGUGUAAGAAAAGCUGAAAAUAGCUAUUCUUAGAAAUGGGGUAAAAGUUGCCUACGUUGUAGGGAACUUCUACAAUAGUUAAGAUGACAUGGAACAGUUAAGAUGCAUAUAAAUGGAAUUAAUCUUAGCUUAGGCACCUAAGUAAUUACACCGUAGUCUAUUUCCUUGCUUACCUAUGUCACAUUCACAAGGAUUACAUUAACUUUUUAGUUGUUGGAUAGUGUCCACGUAUUGAAACCAAAGUUCAAAUCUUUUCUGUGGUAUAUGCUUUUAGAGUUCUUCUAACCUUUGAGAGAUUAUGGUGUCCAUAUCACAUAGCCAUCCAUAGGAGGGACUACGAUGAUUCCUAUUCCUCAAAGGUCACAAGGAUUUUAAAAAUAUGGAGCAGGAUUUGGAACGAGUUUUAAAUAUUUGGAGACUGAUAAAAAAAAUCAAUGCCAGUUCAGAGGAGGGGAUCCCAUGACCUUUGCCUAUUCUAUUCUUCCACAGCUCUGGUAGGUUGUUAGAAGUAAAAUUUAUUGGUGGUCCCUUAAACUCUAGACCAGCCCCCCCCAACUAUAGAUAGCAUAUGAAUAAGUUUGUGACGAGUCAUAUACCAGAGAUUUACUUUGCAAGUUACCGAACCAUUAUCAUCAUUGUAAUGGUCUCCCUUGGGUUAUGACCCUGACCUCCUUCCGUGGGCAGAACUAACCUUGAAUCAUUUUUCUCUAACUGGGAUUGAUCACUGAACGACAAUAAUUCCACAGGUCAUCGCUGAACGGGAAGUGGGACCAUUCAUGUACCUUUGUUUAGUUUGUAUGUUUGCCUGACAAUGGACCAUUGUUUCCAUGUUAUUUGAUCACUGAUGCACGCCUGCGUAUAGUCGAUCACAAAUUAUCCAUUUUGAGUAGCGACUUCUUUAUUUGUCUCAAGUAACGUAGCCUUCAAUUUGACUUUAUUGUUUGAAGCAACAUGCAUACUGUCUUUAACGUUCACCUGGAUUUUUUUGUUUGAUCUGUAAGAUUUUAUUAGAUAUUUUUCUAGCUUUUCCUGUGAAAAUGACUGUAUUGUGUAAAAAAAUAUGAAUCAGUUGCCACACAUGUUACCAUCAGAGGAAGCCUUUGCUGCGGCUGUAUCUGCUCUUGGAAUCUGUAACAAAGAUGGGGUGGUAGUUUAUGAUGGAAAGGGUAUCUUUAGCGCAGCUCGUGUAUGGUGGUAAGAUAAUCUAUACAUGUAAAUUAUUCUUCAGAUAUGAUUGUGGAGUUAUACUCACCAGGUUUUAUAGUGUCUGUUCAUUCACUAUCAGUACCUCAUUUUUUCCCGUGUGAUACGCUGACUUUUCGAGAUUUUCUUUCUAAAUCUAUCAGUUUUCUGUAAUCUGGAAACUUUAAGGAGAUACGUCAUUCUCCUGUUGAAACUUGACUCGAUAACUGACGUCUCUAUGUGGCAUUAUCAAUUUGUCUACCGCAGAGAAGUGAUGCCCAUUGUGCAGCAAAGGAGUGUAAUAAUGCAUUUUUUUCUUAAUUAAAUUUCCUUCCUGCCGGCUUUAACCCUCCAGCUUAAAGAAGAAUGUUUGAUUGAUGGUGUGUGAAAUUAAAUUACGGGUAAAUGACAACUGAUUGCCCAAUGAUUAUUGACAUAUUUUCUCUUCUGAGUCAAGCUUUAAGUGGGAGAUUGACUUGCCAUAUUGUUUGUUUUCCAUGCCUUUAUUAGUUUACGAAUAUAUUAUUAAAUCCCAUGAAACUGCCUGUAUUUUCUUCUGUAGGGCGGAAAGAUUAUGAUUUGAAAAUUGGGGAUGCCACUUCAUGAUUACUUCUAUGGAUAAUUAGUUCGUGCGGAAUGUAAAUCGGAAUGCAAUGCUUCGAAUACUUCUUUUUCAAAGUCAGUCAACGUCCUUUGCAGUUGUCAGUUUUUAUACUACGGAUUUAUUUUCUUUCACUUUACGCUCUGAUUCUAGUCAAAUAAAGUCUCUAGCUUUGCUUACAUUAUUGGGCACUAAACGUUCCUCUUUCUUGUCUGUGAACUACACUCCUUUGCUCUAGAUCAGUAAAAGUCCUCUGCUUUCAGAUCCAUGAAGUAAAACAUGAUAUCAUGCUGUGCACCGGGAUCUACUUAAUGGCCUUUGCUUAUCCUAACGUUAUUUCAUUGGAAGGAUGUUCCGAGCAUUUGGACAUGACAAAGUGUGGGUGUUGGAUGGAGGAUUACCCCGUUGGCGUGCUGUAGGUUAUGAUGUCGAAUCUAGUGCCUCUGGAGAUGCAAUUUUGAAAGCUAGCGCUGCUAGUGAAGCGAUAGAGAAAGUAUAUCAGGGACGACCAGUAUGUUCUCAAAUUCGAAGUUGUUUCCUUACAUAUUCUGUUUAUUUGGUUGUAAAUGUGUUGCUGACUGGUAUAGCAUACUAUGACAACGUUAGAUUACCAAAGAAGAAAUAAAAGAUACCCACAUUGGAUGGAAGUCCUUGAAAGUGAAGCAGCUACCCCCAAACCUAAGUACCUUUGCAGAUGGAAAUGUUUUAAGAAAAAAAGAAAUAAAAGAGGACAGUAAGACAAAUAAAAAAUAAGUAAAUUCAGCGGCUGUCUUCGAAAAAGAAAUUGUGAGUUGCACGACUACACAUGGUGAUGAGGAAAGGGGAUGCCAAUCAGAUGAGGAAACUCAAUUGGAAGGGGAUGAAGCUGGGAGUUCUGGUAGCAGUAACAUCACUGGAUGAAGAUGGAAAACUGCUGAUGGUUCCCUUCUUUUAACCUUCUCCACAAUCAAUUGGGGAUUUUUUUUUGACCAAGUUAGAUGAUUCCCCUUCUAUGCACAAUAAAUUGCAGGGGGCUUUAUUAUCUUUUGGUAAAUCCAGCUGUUUCCUCAGGUUUAUAUCAGCAGGAGAGAGAUGAUGUAAGAUGACAACGCUGUGACAUAAUCAUUAUGUCUAGGGGUGCUUCAGUCUUUCAAAUCUCAUAGGACCUCUAUAAAAAUGGGGUCUUAGUUCUCCCUCAAGGACACACUUGGACCAAAAAGGGAAGAAAGUGACUAAGAAAAAAUAGAGAGAGGGCAUGGGUACCAUUUUCGAGAAAAAAGUAAUCUCUAGCCUACUCUAAAAAUCUUUGGCUUGACCCACUCAAAAACCCUAGUCUUGGACCAUCUUAAAGAAAUUCUAGCUCAUUUAAGCCUCAUAAAAUGAUUAAAAACUUGAGUUUAUGUGAGCCUUGUGUCUAACGACCAAGUCAUUUGGCCUUAUGAUUUGUGUAUUUCUGACAGUAUGUAGGCCAUGUGCCUAAUUUUCCAAACCACUAUUAAUGGUCUUGUUAAUCUUAUGGGAGAUAUGCUGAGUAAUUCGACCUAAUAACAGUGAACCCACAUGAUCUUAUAAAUCUUGUUUUAAUAAAUGAUAAUAAUAAAUACUAGCACGUGCCCUAUGGCAACCUUAUGGAAAAGAAUUUAGAGCCCAAUGGUCUUAGUGAAACCAUGCCUAGUAGGAUAUAAAUGGGUUUAAUAUCAUUAACUCUUUCAAUGAUAGUUAUUAAUAUUCGUCACACAAGCUUUAUUCCAUGAUUUCUCCUUGACCUUUAUCCGUUAGAAAAAUUUGUCAAGGGUUUUGUCUUGGAAAAAUUUGUUAAUUGGGCUUCAGUUCUUUAAAGUUUUCUCAAAUGGGCAUUAUCUCAUAAAUUCUGAAAUGAUCUUCAUCUCUGAAAAUUGUCGUAUGACCUCUUGUUCCACAGACUCCAAAAUGGGCUUCAUCCUAAAAGCUAAACAAAUGGGUUUCAUCCCAUGGUGCUAUCCUCUUAGCCUACAUUAAGUUUUUUCUAUGAUUAUAUGAAAUGGCGCCUUUUUUUUGACGUCAUCUUUUAUGACAGUUAACCAAGAGUCUUUAUUUAUCAAAACGAUAUAAUUUACACUAAAUUUUGUUGGUGAGGAUCAACUUAAACAACACAGAAGAUUUAAUCCAUAAAUGAGCAUACAUAUAUAAUCAUCAUAAUAAUAAAUUUAUCUGAACUUAUUAAAGAGAUAAAAGACAACAAGUUUAUUUUGAAAAUGUGUUGAAAAACAAUGUUCCAUCAUUGCCUUAUAUAGACGAUUCCCCUUACUUGUUUAUUUCUGCAGGUUGGUCUAGCAACAUUCCAAGCAAAGUUGCAGCUUCAUCUAGUUUGGACUCUUGAACAGGUUAGGUUCACUAUUCUGUUGGUUCGCUUAGGACUUAGUUAUACUCUUGUUUCGUUUUAUUUGUCAUUCUGCAUAGCAACAUGCAACUCGAAAGAACUGAAAGAAUAGAUCACCCUCGAUUAGAGGCUUCUCAGAUAUUAUUUUAAAGUGAGAGCUUUAAAACGACUUAAUUAUGUGAAAAUACCUUGUAUAACAUUGCUUACUUAUUUUUUUAAUUUGCUUCUUCUUACAUAUCAGGUUUGGAAUAGGGAUAUCAAUCCUUAGGGACUGCCAUUGCUUCUUCUUACCUUGGCGGGUAGUCAACUAGUUAUUAUAGUUCGCUUAGCAGCAUGGUGGUUCCAUUGUCAGUUGAUGCCUUAACUGUUGUCUGCCCUGGUUGGGAUAAGGUUGGAACGGAGAUAAGACAGCAGACACGUUGUCUGAGAUAAUGGAUAUAACGAAGCACAAGGGACCAAGUAGUGCUCCCUUUCUCUUGGAGAGAAAAAUCCUUAGUUCUUCAUAUUUUUUCAUGGUUAUAAUCUUUUGUUCUCGCUGAUAAUGCAGUAGAUUUAAGCCAAAUAAUAUCUUGAAUCAUCGAUCAACUUUUUGACUAUUAUUGGUUACAUAAGAGAACGUUUAGGAGGUUCAACUCUUAAAUGCUUAUAGAUUUAGGAUGUCCUGAUUGUUGGAUGCAUAAGUUGAGGAAACUCACUUUGGCUGAAGUUUUUUUUUGUAGUUUUGACAAAAUCUGUUUUACAGUUCAUCUAAAGUAAUUGAAUCUCACAUAAUUUUAUGGACAAAUCUUGAUGAGUAAGGACUUGGUGUUUUUAUAUCCACGUAUACAUGAUUUGAAUGGCUCUUUGCUUUGAAGCUCCAGAAAGUUAAACAAACUCGUAGGAGUUGAUAAUUUUUUAUUUACUUAUUUUUCAGAGUGAGAAUAAUUGUGCACAUAAUUAUUUUACUUCCUCCACCUGCAGAAUCCCGCACUGCUUUUUGUCACUUCAUUUUGUAUGAUGCAUCAUUCUGCACUGAGUUUUAAUUUGCAUAUAAAUCUUCUAUUCUUGGGUGUUGUAGAUGGGAUUUAAUUCCAUUUUUUAUAUUUUUCAAUGCUCAAUUCUUUGUUCUAAGUUCUUAUGUAAAAGGUGACAACUUAUGCUUGAGUAUGCGUUUUGACGUAUUCUAAGUCCUUACUUAAUUCUUAAGUUUUUUUUUCUUUUAUACAUGUUCAAGGUUCAGAAGAAUAUUCAUGAGCAAACAUAUCAGCAUAUAGAUGCCCGGUCAAAGUCAAGGUUCGUAGAUAAUAAACACUGCAAGUCUUGGAAAAAUUUCCUUAGCCUCGCGUACAUCUCUGAUAUCCAAUCUCAGCGUUUAUAUUACACCUGCUUCUCGCAUGGCUGGAUUGUUGUCGUGGAUUUCUGUGGCCACCUUUCUUUGUUUCUACUGAAAUCAUCUAAAAUUGACUUACUACUGUAUUUCAGAUUAGACCAGAGCUUUCUCAUAGGAACAUAUUAUGUUUCCUUUCAGAUUUGACGGUGUGGCUCCCGAACCUCGCAAAGGAAUAAGGGCUGGCCAUGUUCCCGGAAGCAGAUGCAUUCCAUUUGGACAGGUAGUAAUCAUUAAUGUCAAAUCAGCGAAAGAAUCCCACAGGACGCAGUCAGAGUCAGCCAAUCGUUCGAAAUCAUCCUAGGGAUCGCAUAAAUAAGUGCCUGUUUGCACCUAACGUAUAUUGGAUUGGUCUGGUUUAAUUCGACAGGUUUUGGAUAGCUCUCAGGUUCUCCUGCCUAGGAGCGAAUUGCAGAAGAAAUUCGAGGAUGAAGGUAAGAACAGCUUGUGGGCUUAAUAAAUCCUUACCGGCGAAGCAUUCCCCCCCUCUCUCUCUAGUUCUCUCUCUCUCUCUCUAUCUCUCUCUCUCUCUCUCUCUCUCUCUCUCUCUCUCUCUCUCUCUCUCUCUCUCCUCUCUCAGGAUAUCUAUCUAGCCGCCAGGAUAUUCCCUUCUGAAAAAGUGCACCAGUUUUGCAGUCUGGGCUGUUCUGAGGUGGGCAACUCACUGACGUUGCAGGAAUCUCGCUCGACCGCCCCAUCGUCGCCUCCUGCGGGACCGGGGUGACCGCCUGCGUACUCGCCUUGGUAAAGAAAGAAGAUCUCCGCCCCCACCCACGACGGGCCCAAGUUUUUUAUUUAACUUUGUCCUGGCGGAAGCGGAAUCGGUGACGAACUCGUUCGCCCUCCCCUCCUUACUUUCAGGGCCUCCAUCGGCUUGGUAAGGCCGACGUCCCGGUCUACGACGGGUCGUGGACCGAGUGGGCAUCGAAGCCCGACACGCCCGUCACCACAUCCUGA